Messenger RNA from Corvus hawaiiensis (hawaiian crow), 1474 nucleotides. RefSeq names its product beta-1,3-glucuronyltransferase 2 (gene B3GAT2). Gene Ontology annotation, biological process: carbohydrate metabolic process; chondroitin sulfate proteoglycan biosynthetic process. The record is from RefSeq and is a predicted model, not a curated record. Gene Ontology annotation, cellular component: Golgi membrane. Bases 86 to 1006 code for a protein of 306 amino acids. NCBI's taxonomy places the organism in Eukaryota, Metazoa, Chordata, Aves, Passeriformes, Corvidae. Gene Ontology annotation, molecular function: galactosylgalactosylxylosylprotein 3-beta-glucuronosyltransferase activity. The transcript has 4 exons.
GGAGCAGCGCGGUGGGGCAGCCCCGCCGCUCCCGUCUAUGGGGCGGCGCUGAGCGGCGGCGCGGCGGGAGGGCGCCGGGGGCAGCAUGAAGUCCCUGCUCUUCAGCCGCUUCCUUCUGCUGCUGCCCUGGGUGCUCAUCGUCAUCAUCGUGCUGGACAUCGACAGCAGCCGGGCGCCGCUGCCCGCGCUGUCCCCCCGCGGCGGGGCCGAGGGCGGUAGCGGCGGGGCGCGGCCGCCCGCCCCGCGGCGGCGGCCCGAGGCGGGGCUGCCCACCAUCUAUGCCAUCACGCCCACCUACAGCCGCCCGGUGCAGAAGGCCGAGCUCACCCGCCUGGCCAACACCUUCCGGCAGGUGUCGCGGCUCCACUGGAUCCUGGUGGAGGACGCGGCGGCGCGCAGCGAGCUGGUGACCCGCUUCGUGGCGGGCGCCGGGCUGCCCUGCACGCACCUCCACGUCCCCACGCCGCGCCGCUACAAGCGCCCGGGGCUGCCCCGCGCCACCGAGCAGCGCAACGCCGGCCUGGCCUGGCUGCGGCAGCGGCACCAGCACCUGCCGCCCCCGCAGCCCGGGGUGCUCUUCUUCGCCGACGACGACAACACCUACAGCCUGGAGCUGUUCCAGGAGAUGCGGACGACGCGCAAGGUGUCCGUGUGGCCCGUGGGGCUGGUGGGAGGCCGGCGCUACGAGCGCCCGGUCGUGGAGAACGGCAAAGUCGUCGGCUGGUACACGGGCUGGAGAGCUGACAGGCCCUUUGCUAUCGACAUGGCAGGAUUUGCUGUGAGUCUUCAAGUGAUCCUGUCACAUCCCAAAGCUGUAUUCAAGCGUCGUGGUUCUCAACCAGGAAUGCAAGAAUCUGAUUUUCUGAAACAGAUAACAACAGUGGAGGAACUGGAACCAAAAGCAAACAACUGCACAAAGGUUCUUGUAUGGCACACCCGAACAGAGAAAGUGAAUCUAGCUAACGAGCCAAAGUACCACCUGGACACAGUCAAUAUUGAGGUAUGACGUGGGGAAACAGUCCCACGGCAAGAGUAGAACAAGAGGCGCCAGCAUGUGUUCCAGUUCAGACAGCUAAAAUCAUCUGCUUCUGCCUGAGACCUGACAGACUUCUGUGGAAACAAAAGGAAGCUUUCAGAGACUCUAAUAAGAAAAUCAAGUGGGUGUGCUUUGUUCUAACUUGUCUGCAUGCACUUCUGAACUCUCAGCUUAAUAAACUGACACUUACCUUUGUUUUAACGCUGUUUCCACAUAGAGAAACAUGGCUGCGAUGGAGUAUUUUCAAAAUCAUUAUUUAUGUAUAUACUUUUUGUAUUUAUCCAGCUUAAUGGUGUAAUUAUAAACAGAUUUUAACUCACGAACUGUUGGUCUAAAUGUCUGUAUAAAUGGAUCUUCCAAACUGAACAUGUUUUACUUCAUUAAAAGUAGCGGUCAAAUAGGUCGUAAAAUAAUGAAAUAAAAACCCACAAUCAUUUA